Gongylonema pulchrum is the source of this 996-nucleotide messenger RNA. The record is from the annotation of a GenBank genome assembly. Lineage: Eukaryota; Metazoa; Nematoda; Chromadorea; Rhabditida; Gongylonematidae.
AUGUUACAUCAUAGGACGGUCGGCGUAUUAGUGGUGAUGCUUGCAGCCCGUUUCCUGUUUUCCUUGUCAAUUAUGCUGACGAAACGAAUACAGGAAUGUGAAUCCCAAAACAAGCUUCUGCGCUCUCAGUGUGAAAACGCCGAAAAGAGACUAGAAUUCAUGCGCGAGGAAAAAAGUCGUGCCGAAGAGCUAAUGGAAGCACGAAUCGACCAUCAGGUUAAACAAAUUUCUGAACUGCGUAAUGCAAACGGCAAAUUACGAGGAGAUCUCGAAUUACAAAAACAAACGCAACUAAUGCUCAAAGAACAGCUAAAAACCGACACGAGUGGACUCACUUUGGUGCGUGAAAACUACGCAAAAAUGGAAAGUAAUUAUAAAAAUGCCAGUGACAGUUGUAAAAAAUUGAUGGACGAACUGAUGGAAACGAAAGGCGAAGUCGCAAAAUAUAAAACUGAUGUGGAAUCGCUGACGAGGCAGAUACGAUUGCAAAGGAUUGAUGAAAAAAAGAUACAGGGUCUUGAGGAGCAGUUGACUGCUGCUAAAAAUGAGAAUGAAUCUUUGAAGAAAUUUGUUGGCGAUAUAACCGAACAGCAUCGUUCCUUUAGUUUGGAUUUGAAGAUGAUGCUGAACAAAGUACAGACGGAGCGCGACCAGGCACUGGCAAGUAGAAAAUCAGUCGAGGACCAGUUAAGCUUGAAGGAAAGAGAAGUGAGUGGUUUGCAGGCGAGAUAUGACGACCUGAUGAAUCAAAUGAAGUCCUUAGACUCGGCUUCUGAUGAUGCUGGACAUCGGGAAGAGAUGCAUCAACUCCGGAGUCGUAUCAGCUAUUUGGAAAAUCGGUUAACCGUUGUGUCGAGGGAUCUUGAAGCGAGCAAUAAGCAGUUGGCCAUACGUGAAUGUGAAAUUGCCGAAGUCAGUAAACUAAGUAGCAGUAUGGAGACAACGAUUCUAGAACAAGGAGCUGUAAGUUUGACAUUUGCAUGUCAAUUCGCGUAA